This is a messenger RNA of Bipolaris oryzae ATCC 44560, 822 nucleotides long. RefSeq lists its product as uncharacterized. Bases 1 to 822 code for a protein of 273 amino acids. The transcript is spliced from 4 exons. Lineage: Eukaryota; Fungi; Ascomycota; Dothideomycetes; Pleosporales; Pleosporaceae. The record is from RefSeq and is a predicted model, not a curated record. Gene Ontology annotation, molecular function: O-methyltransferase activity.
AUGGCGGCUGUCCUCCCGGCAAACACUGCUACUCCCGUGGGAGGUACUUCAAAGUACUUCGACACCGAUACACUCGUCGACGGCUCAGCACCAAAAGUUGCAAAUAGUGCUGGCUUCUUUAAUGCCACUGUCGCAGCCAAUCAUAAUCAAGGUGCUGAAGAGCUUGCACUAUUGAAAUACGUAUACAGCCACCCGGAUCUGGAACAAAUACGUGGCAACCCAGAUGCGGUCUGCAAUGCCAUCGACGACUUCGCUGCCACGAUCCCGCGAGGGUUGAUGACCAUCGGAGCAGAGAAACGCGAGUUUAUAACCAAACUUCUUACUACCGCUGAGCCUGCACCAACCCUAUUUCUGGAAUUCGGCUCCUAUGUUGGCUACUCUGCCAUAUGCCUUGCCAGCGCCAUGGUGGCCCGGGCUGGCCCCGGACAGCGCGUUCGCUAUCCCGUUGCUGCCAGUCUCGCCGAUCUAGCAGGCUUACGAGACAUUGUCACCAUAUAUGUUGGCUCGGCUUCGGAGUCGUUGGCACGCCUCGUCAAGGAAGGAAAAGUGUCAAAAAGCACUGUUGACUUCAUGCUUCUGGAUCAUUGGAAAGAUUUCUACAUUUCCGAUUUGCAGUUGUGCGAGAAGCUUUCCCUACUCAAACCUGGCUCUGUUGUUUUGGCCGAUAACAUCGUCUUCCCGGGCGCCCCAGAGUAUCUAGCAUAUGUCCAGGCGGGUAAGGCGGAGGCCUCACCUGAUGGAUUUAGCUAUACGACCAAGACGGCAGAUUUCAUCCUUCCUUUUGGUGGCCCUGAUCAACUCGCCAUCUCCACCGUAUCUUAG